AUGCAAUCUGGAAUUUCAGCUUCGGAGGAGCUCCAAGCCGAGUUCAACUCGCUGCUGACGUCGCCGUCAAGCUUCGGCGUCAUUGUUGGCAUUGAAAAGGAGGCGUUGGUACCCAUUACGACUCUUCCAUCCAAGGGGUCAUCCUUCCUUGAAAACUUGUCGAGUUUACAGAGUCACCUGAAGCCCAACGUCCCCCUCUAUAUGCUACUUCGCCGCUACGAUGACGUGCCCCGCCUAACGGCAAUAUCUUAUGUCCCAGACGCUGCGCAGGUACGACAGAAGAUGCUGUUUGCAUCCACGAGACUGACGCUCGUGCGGGAGUUGGGGUCGGAGCAUUUCAGAGAGACCAUGUUCGUGACAAGUGCGGACGAACUGAGCGAAAACGGGUUCGAGAGGCACGAUGCACACGCCCAGCUCGCGGCUCCGUUGACAGAGGAGGAACGCACCCUGGGAGAGGUCAAGCGCGCGGAGCAGGAGGCGGGAUCUGGCACGGGAACGAGGGAGAUCCAUUUGAGCAAGAGCUUUGCCAUGCCCAUGGCGGAGGACGCUGUCGCCGCUUUGAAAGAGUUGGGCCAGGACGAUGGACGUGUAGUGACCAUGCUGACAAUCAACCCCGACAGCGAAUCCGUGGAGUUGCUCCCCGAAUCACCCCGGCCAACGUCGAUUGGCGAGCUGGCCGGGGCGAUUUCCACCACGGAGCCCCGAUUCACGUUUUACAGAUUCAGACACAGACACGACGGCACGGAGCAGUCGCCGGUUCUCUUCUUCUACACAUGCCCACUGACGCCCGGCAACAAGUCUAUCAAGAACCGCAUGCUGUACCCAUUGAUGAAGCGAGCGGUGCUGGAAAUCGCCGCCAAGGAGGCCGGCCUGACUCUGGAGAAGAAGUUUGAGGUCGAGGAGCCGAGUGAAAUAACGGAGCAGUCCGUCAUGGACGACUUGCACCCCAAGACUACGACCAAGUCGGGGUUCAGCAGGCCGAAGCGGCCUGGCCGGUAA
Metarhizium album ARSEF 1941 is the source of this 999-nucleotide messenger RNA. RefSeq names its product twinfilin-1. Gene Ontology annotation, cellular component: cytoplasm; actin filament. The coding region runs from base 1 to 999 and encodes 332 amino acids. Gene Ontology annotation, molecular function: actin filament binding; actin monomer binding. The record is from RefSeq and is a predicted model, not a curated record. Lineage: Eukaryota; Fungi; Ascomycota; Sordariomycetes; Hypocreales; Clavicipitaceae. The transcript is spliced from 3 exons. Gene Ontology annotation, biological process: actin filament depolymerization; barbed-end actin filament capping.